CCUACUCCAGAGGCCGCGGUUCAUUUCAUCCAGGUUCGGGUGUGCGGUGUGGUCGUCUUCUGUGUUGGAGGUCGGUCUACGUGAAACGCACCGUGCUCGGAUGAAUCAUGACUAUCAUAUUGUUAAUCGUUGAUACGAGCGCUUCAAUGGCGCAAAAGACAUACUUGGGCACAUCAUAUCUGGAUGUUGCGCGUAACAUUAUUGACGCUUUGCAAAAGCAACGCAUGAAAGAUGUAGCGACGCGGGGCUAUGAUCGGUUUUUUCUCAUAACCACUGAGGAGUACCCGAACUGCAUCAAGUCUGGAUGGCGCGAGAGCAGUGCUGUACUACACGAGCAGCUGAAGCGUCUACGCCCUCGCGGCCGUGGCUCGAUUUCUGACGCUUUUAUGAAUGCACUAAAAUUCAUCAAUGUGCAUCGUGCCCAAACUGGAAUCGAUAAUUAUGGCUGCGGACGAUUUCCUACGUAUUUCGAGCCGGUGGUCUUAUUCGCUAUCACUGACUCAACUUCUGUGGCGGAUAUUCCGCCGGAUUUUAGGCUCGUGCCAACAACAAGGCCUUCGUUGGGAUCAGAGAUGACCAUAGAAUCAUUCCGAUGGGAUCAACGGCUAUUCACAUGCGUUUUACGUUAUCCAUCCAAAGGAACUCGGGUAUUUCUUACUCCGCCAAUCAUUCUUCCUAAUGGAGGCCAACCUAUUGAGUCUGUAUGUGCAUCGACAGGAGGAAGAUCGUUCCUGCUCCAGUCUCAUAAGCUGAUUGGACCAAUGGUGGAUCAAAUCGUUCAAGCCAUUCAACUAAAUGGAAUAAUUGUCCGCUUUGAAUGCCCGACUUUAGCAAGUGUAAGAGAAGGAAACGAAGAAUCUAUGUCAGACCGAGAUAAAGCGCGGUUGCGUUUACGAAAUCAUAUGGAAACAAAGCCGUUGACACUGGUGUAUGUAAAGGGACUAGGUGGGCGGCCACCUACUGGGCAUUGGCCAAUACCGGAAGCUUUUUGGCAUGAUCGUAUCGAGAAGGGUCAGCUUCCACCAAGACGAGCUCAUCCAUGUAUUGUAUUUUCAAUAGACGCGGUACCAUCGCCCACAAUCCAAACGGAUCUCCCUUUCGAUAAAUAUCAGCUGGAACCCAGUCCCGUAGCUGAAUAUAUCUUAGACAGGCAUCCUACUACCUCGACAAACAUGUGUUACCAAGUUUUUGUUCGCUCUUCAAGUCGGACAGAAGGUGUUGGCAAACCCUUUGGGUAUCUGAAGGCUGCGUCCACUGGACAAAUGGUGAACUUAAUUAUAAUGCCAUACAACUAUCCUGUGAUUGUACAGCUUCUGGAAGAAUAUAAGAAUGACCCGCGUGUUCGAAGUGGUGGUAACUGGAGAGCGAGAUUAGAUCGAUACGUGGAAGCCAUGCCUCCUUAUUACCUUACACCUCUUCGAAAUGCGUUCACGAAAAUGAAGAUGGAACCAGCAUUGCUGGAUGAACGGGGAGUUUCGCUCAGUCAAGUUUACCCCGCUCAACUAUUGAACUACCUGAAUGAUCUCAAAACUCAAGGGAAAGAGGAGUUCGAGAAGACAUGCACGACAUUGUCAGUGUUACUACAGCAGAAUAUGGCUCCGUUACCUCUGGUGCCCGUGGAACAACUGCCGUACUCAGCUCCAUCAACCAAGGAGUCGCAGCCUGUUGCUCGCCCAAAAGAUCGUGUUGGGAGAAGGGAUCGUCGAGAGCAAGACGCAAUGAAAGAUCCAGAAUCUGAAUUGACGAAGUUGCGGAUAUCACCGCAAAGGAUGCAGCUUCAUAUUCAUUUAUGCGAACCGCGUCUGAGAGCCUCGGCAGGAUGCAGGUUCAAAAAUCCGUUCAUUGCCCCAGCUAUCGAGCUGGUUGAAGAACUGCCAAGGUUACGAGCUAAUCUUGACAUGACGUUGCGCGACAGCCCCAUUGCUGUGCUUGACGGAGGCCCUCCCGGAGUUGAUUUGAAGCUGCAUAAUUCCGACGAGCUUCAUCAGUUACCCAUUUCGCAAAUGGGUAACUACGAGGAGUACAUCAAAGGUCUCGCAGCUGUGGGUAAAGGUCCACUUCGGCCAGUUGAACCAACGCCUGUGCGAACUCAUGCCUUCGGAAAUCCAUUCAAGACUGACAAGAAGAGUCUAGCAAUAGACGAAGUCGGUGAAGGCAUGGUAGGAGCCAAUGCAGCGGUACCAACCGCUAAAGAAACUCGCCGGGAACGUAAAGCCGAUGGCAUCGGUCGACCUCCUAAGCGGAAACCUGGGCCAGUUGCGCCAAACUGUCUGCAACAGUGGAGGGAAAGGCGAAGAACCAUCAGCGAACGAUCGUCUGUUGUAUCUGAUAUGUCUUAUACAUCGGACCUCGACAUUGACAUGCCAAGCACUAGCGAUGGAGUUACUGACGAGGCUCCUGUCAAUGAAAUGACAAAUGGAGUGGAUGCAUCAACUCUGAACGAGUUUGCUGGACUGGAACUGGAAGCAGAGAGUGCAGACGAGGAGGAAGAAGAAGAACUGGUGGCGACACCACCAAAAAGGCGAAAAACUGAGCGAUUGUCUGAAGAGCAGAUGAUGGAACGAAAGUUGCGGAUAGCGGAGAUUGUCCGGCGGCAUGCGAACAAUGGUACCGUGUGGACGGACCUUUGUCGUGAGACGGCAGCUGAUUUGAUAACGCACGUGUACGAAGUGUUUAUUCUCAAUUACGGGCGUUUGCUAGCAACUGCUGUGAUCUCAUUCGAUUGGGGCCUUACGGUGGCCUUUUCGUAUAGGCUUCAUCGCCUAAUUGGUGCGUCGACUAUUUGCUGGUGUCUUCCGUCAUGGUGUAAAUCGAGCUUGCGAAUGGAGGUGGGUGGGUGUAAAUGAUCCUGGUCGGUAUCUCUUUCGGUUGACUGCUCUUUUGCGGGUUACUCAUGCACUUUCGAAGUUCAUUCCUCAUCGUCAGUUCGUGAUAUCAAAAUUUCUACUCUUUGAUAUAUGCGUGCUUUUGCUUGCUGGGUCUCAGCAUAGUUUUCGUUGCAAUAAAAGAGAACUCCAUAGUAGUGGUCUUUCCUUAGUGCGGAUUUGCGCAUCUCCAGUGAAAAUCUUCGUAGGUGUACACAGCCAUAUGUAGCAUGUCCAUUCAUAUUAUUUAUUUUCUGUUCAAAAUACCCUUCACCGACUAUAAGGUUCACAUCUGUGUAAUGAUCCAUUGAAUGCAUUGAAUAAAAGAUGAUAAUCAUUUUUGGCAAACCAUUCUCUAUGCACAGCUGUUUCUUGUAGUAUCUGUUGGACUUCAAAGCUCAACAUCGUAUCCAAACACAGGUGCGUUUUCUUUGUAAUCUUGUAUAGAAACUUAGAUUUAGUUGCAAUUCUUUGC
Molecule: messenger RNA, 3339 nt
Organism: Cylicocyclus nassatus
Lineage: Eukaryota; Metazoa; Nematoda; Chromadorea; Rhabditida; Strongylidae
Source: the annotation of a GenBank genome assembly